Messenger RNA from Helianthus annuus (common sunflower), 1965 nucleotides. Its product is annotated as laccase-17. Gene Ontology annotation, biological process: lignin catabolic process. Gene Ontology annotation, cellular component: apoplast. The transcript is spliced from 6 exons. Lineage: Eukaryota; Viridiplantae; Streptophyta; Magnoliopsida; Asterales; Asteraceae. Gene Ontology annotation, molecular function: hydroquinone:oxygen oxidoreductase activity; copper ion binding. The coding region runs from base 66 to 1763 and encodes 565 amino acids. The record is from RefSeq and is a predicted model, not a curated record.
GGUUGGAUCAUAUGCAGAUUUUAACAAAUUAAAGAUUAAUUUCUGCAGCUUCUUGAACGAGAGGGAUGGUCGGUGUUGUGAGAACAUUGGUUGCGAUAACCUUACUUGUUUCGGUGUAUUCUGUUGCUGGCACUACCAGGCACUAUGAGUUUAAUAUCCAACUGCAAAAUGUGACAAGGCUUUGCCACACGAGGAGCAUGGUGACGGUGAAUGGGAAAUUUCCAGGUCCACGCAUCGUAGCUCGGGAGGGUGACCGCUUGCUUAUCAAAGUUACCAAUAACGUCUCCAAUAAUAUUACAAUCCAUUGGCAUGGUAUCCGUCAGCUACGGAGUGGUUGGGCAGAUGGGCCAGCUUACGUAACGCAAUGCCCCAUACAAACGGGACAGAGUUAUGUGUAUAACUAUACGGUCAUCGGACAAAGAGGAACUUUGUUUUGGCACGCACAUAUAUCAUGGCUACGAGCGAGUCUCUAUGGCCCUCUUAUCAUUCUCCCAAAGCUUAGUGUCCCAUACCCUUUUACAAAGCCCUAUAAAGAAGUUCCCAUCAUCUUUGGAGAAUGGUUUAAUACGGAUCCAGAAGCCAUAAUUGCCCAAGCAACACAAACUGGUGGAGGUCCAAACGUUUCUGACGCCUAUACCUUCAAUGGGCUUCCUGGUCCUUUCUAUAACUGUUCUGCUAAAGAUACGCUCAAACUGAAGGUUAAGCACGCGAAGACAUACCUACUUCGACUCAUCAAUGCAGCACUCAACGAUGAACUCUUUUUUAGCAUAGCAAACCACACCCUCACAGUUGUUGAAGCUGAUGCCAUUUACACAAAACCUUUCGACACUGAGACACUUAUACUAGCUCCUGGUCAAACCACCAAUGUCCUCCUUAAGACCAAACUGAAAUUUCCUGGUGCCAACUUUGUUAUGUCUGCAAGACCAUAUGUAACAGGACAAGGAACCUUUGACAAUUCCACUGUUGCUGGUAUUCUUGAAUAUGAGUCGUCCAUUCCCAUGAAAAAUCUGCCACUCUUUAAACCAGCAUUACCACCUUUAAAUGACACGUCAUUCGUGACGCAAUUUUCAAAUAGGCUUCGAAGCUUGGCGAGUGCUCAGUUUCCAGCUAAUGUUCCACAGAAGAUUGACAGACAUCUUUUUUUCACUGUAGGACUUGGUACCAGUCCUUGUGAAAAAAAUAAAACUUGCCAAGGCCCAAAUGGAACCAGGUUCGCUGCGUCUAUUAACAAUGUGUCCUUUGUACAGCCAAGUGUUGCCCUUCUCCAGUCCCAUUAUUCUGGUCAAUCAGAGGGUGUUUAUAGUCCUUAUUUCCCUAUCACCCCAUUUCAUUGGUUUAACUAUACCGGGACUCCUCCAAAUAAUACCUUUGUGAGCAAUGGUACAAAACUUAUGGUUCUUCCAUUUAAUACUAGUGUCGAGUUGGUCUUGCAAGAUACUAGCAUUCUUGGCGUUGAAAGCCACCCUCUUCAUCUCCAUGGCUUCAAUUUCUUUGUUGUUGGUCAAGGGUUUGGAAACUAUCAUCCUAACAAGGACCCUAAGAACUUCAAUCUUGUGGACCCUAUUGAAAGGAACACGGUUGGUGUCCCUUCUGGCGGGUGGGUUGCUAUACGGUUUCUUGCAGAUAACCCAGGGGUAUGGUUCAUGCACUGCCAUUUGGAAGUUCAUACAAGUUGGGGUUUGAAGAUGGCUUGGCUUGUCUUGGAUGGAAAACUUCCAAACCAAAAGCUCUUACCUCCACCAGUGGAUCUUCCAAAGUGCUAAUUUUGGCUGCUUCUGUUCAAUCUUUUUAACAUACAGUUUCGCCGGAUUGCAUAUUUUUACAUACUGAAUUUACUUCCCUAAGAGUUGCCUAGCUACCAGAGUCGAAGGCUAUUCAUUUGAUAUAACAUCCAAAUUUUCACUUGUUGAAUGUAAUUAUAUAGUUGUUGCGAAACAUUCUUUAUAAAAUAUUUUCUUUAAUGGA